AUGCAACCCCGUCCGCGGAAACCCCGAAGAGCUGGUGCUCUAAAAGACCUCCCACCGCUGAGCAUAGUCAAGAAGAUUCUUCUUUUACAGGUUGCAUACUAUGUCUGCGCUACGAUUUUGAUUUUAUUUGCGGCCCUCGUGGCUGGGACUGCGUUUUCCCCGGAUCUGAUUCUCAGCUGGCGGAGCCUAAGAGGGGACACCACAGUGGGAUGGACGCUGAGUUUCGUCUGGCUGUUGAACAGCUUCUUCGGUGUUAUCUUCAUCCUCAUCCUAGUGUCGCGAUCGAAGCUCGUCCCUGAUUUUGCGCUCACCAUUCAUUUAAUCCACCUAAUCAUCACGUCCUUCUACACCCAUGCUAUCCCUUCUAAUAUUCUGUGGUGGGGUUUGCAAAGCGCCAGCGCAGCCCUUAUGAUAUUCGUCGGUAUGUGGGCGUGUCAGUAUCGAGAACUUCGACCGAUCGCUUUUGGCGGCUCCUCUACCAAUCAAAGGCGCGACAACCGGACGGCCGCGGAUGUGGGUGCGGAAGAAGAGAAUGUGGACUCUGCGGGUUUCUCCCGUGGGAGAGAUGGGGGUGGAGAAUAUGAGAUGGUGUCUGUGAAAGAGCGUCCAGAGGGACCUGUUUAG
Uncinocarpus reesii 1704 is the source of this 624-nucleotide messenger RNA. RefSeq lists its product as uncharacterized. Bases 1 to 624 code for a protein of 207 amino acids. Gene Ontology annotation, biological process: Golgi to endosome transport; protein localization to Golgi apparatus; Golgi to plasma membrane protein transport. The record is from RefSeq and is a predicted model, not a curated record. Lineage: Eukaryota; Fungi; Ascomycota; Eurotiomycetes; Onygenales; Onygenaceae. The transcript is spliced from 2 exons. Gene Ontology annotation, cellular component: Golgi membrane; trans-Golgi network.